AAAAUAGCUGAAAAAUUAAGCACUCUUUAAAAUAGUAUAAUGGAUAAUAAUAAGACAAACAAAAUAUAAUAAGGAGAAUAAAGAGCAGCAGAUUUAGAGGAAUCUUUUAUAGAAUAUGAAUAAAAAUUAGAAAAGAAAAUACAUAUAAUAUAGGAUACAAUUUAAAAACUAGGAAAAUUUAUUUAAGAAGAUAAAAUGCACAGAGAUUCAUAAUUCGAAAAAAAAUAAAAAGAAAUAAAUUUUUUAGACUAAAAAUUAUCUUCAGUUUUAGAAAAUGAAAUACAAUAAAGAAAAGAAGGAGAAAAUCGCAUAUUUAGAAUAAUUGAUGAUAAAGUAAAUUUGUUGAAAGACGAAGUUUAAUAAGAAAGUUAAACAAGAGGUAAUAUUAUAGAAGAAUUGAAUUAAAAAUUAGAAAACGAGCUUCCGAAAUUAAGUAAUGAUAUUAAUAAUGAAAAAUCUGAAAGAGAAGAAAUGGAUGAAAAUAUAAUGAAAAAAACCACUGAAGAAUUAUUAAAACUUAAUUCUAUUAUCUAAUAAGAAAAAAAAGAAAGAGAAGAUAGUGAAUAGUCUAUUUUUGAUAUGUUAAAAGAAGUUGUUAAUCGUAUAAAAAAUGAAAUUGAAACUGAAAAAAAAUAAAGGGAAAAUACAGAAGAAAAUUUGAUUUACCUAUUAGAAGAUACAUGUAGUAAAUUAAAUGCAGCUUCUUUAGCAUGA
This is a messenger RNA of Ichthyophthirius multifiliis, 714 nucleotides long. RefSeq lists its product as hypothetical. The record is from RefSeq and is a predicted model, not a curated record. NCBI's taxonomy places the organism in Eukaryota, Ciliophora, Oligohymenophorea, Hymenostomatida. The transcript is spliced from 3 exons. Gene Ontology annotation, molecular function: structural constituent of cytoskeleton.